GAUGAGAUAGGGGGUGUGGUUUUGAUGGUGUCAUGGCUUCCCCCGUCCACGAAGCUGCAUCUUUAUUGAGCCGAGCGUGAAUUAAAUGUAAUUUACUUUCGUAAAAUAAACAUCAACAUUUGAAGGACUGUACAUUCAAGACCUUCAUCAUGGGCACCGUCCACGCGAGGAGUCUUGACCCUCUGCCAAUGCAGGGACCUGAGUUGGGGGUUCAUGCGGAUGACGUCGAGACACCAGAUAUGGAGCAGGAGUCAAAACAAGAGGUUCUUGAAAACAAAGAUGUCAUAGUCCAGCAUGUUCACAUAGAUGGUCUGGGAAGAACCAAGGAGGAUUGCUUAACAUACGAGAUUGCUGGUGUCUUCAGAGCAAAGAACUUGAUUGACGUAAUGAAGAGAGCCCACGAAGCCAGACAGAAGCUCCUCCGUCUUGGUAUCUUCAGACAGGUGGAGGUUGUUAUUGAUACCUCACAAGGGGUGGAUGCUCUGCCUAACGGACUAGAUGUGACAUUUGCAGUGACUGAGCUGAGACGUAUGACUGGUAGCUAUAACACCAUGGUUGGAAAUAACGAAGGCAGCAUGGUUCUUGGUCUGAAGCUGCCCAAUGUUUUCGGUCGUGCGGAAAAGCUUACAUUCCAGUUCUCCUACGGCACGAAAGAGACUUCCUAUGGGCUGUCUUUCUUCAAGCCUCAACCUGGUCACUUUGAGCGCAAUUUUGCCGUUAACUUUUACAAAGUCACAGGCCAGUUUCCAUGGAGCUCGCUGAGAGAGACUGAUCGCGGCGUCUCCACAGAAUUCAGUUUCCCUCUUUGGAAGACAAACCACACCCUGAAGUGGGAGGGUGUGUGGCGAGAGCUGGGAUGUCUGGCGCGUACCGCCUCAUUCGCAGUCCGGGAGGAGAGCGGCCACUCCCUCAAGUCAUCACUCUCGCAUGCCAUGGUCAUCGACACCAGAAACUCCACAAUCCUUCCCAGGAGGGGAGCCUUGCUCAAAAUCAACCAGGAGUUGGCUGGCUACACUGGAGGAGAUGCCAGUUUUCUGAAAGAGGACUUUGAGCUCCAAUUUAACAAACGUCUCUUCUGGGACUCGGUCCUGUCUGCAUCUCUCUGGGGUGGAUGCCUCCUGCCCAUUGGAGAUAAGCCAACUUGCAUUGCUGACAGGUUCUAUCUCGGUGGUCCUACUAGCGUCAGAGGAUUCAGUAUGUACAGCAUCGGCCCACAGAGUGAAGGUGACUACCUGGGAGGUGAGGUGUAUUGGGCUGGAGCUAUCCACCUGUAUACUCCACUGCCCUUCCGUCCAGGCAAAGGGGGAUUCGGAGACCUCUUCAGGACCCACUUCUUCCUCAAUGCUGGGAACCUGUGUAACCUCAACUAUGGUGACGGGCCUCGAGCACACCUGAGUAAGCUGGCGGAGUGUAUCCGCUGGUCCUAUGGAGCGGGAAUCGUGCUGCGACUUGGAAACAUCGCCCGGCUGGAGCUCAACUACUGCAUUCCCAUGGGCGUCCAGAGUGGAGACAGGAUAUGCGACGGGGUCCAGUUUGGAGCUGGAAUCCGAUUUCUGUGAUGUCGUCCUGUUGUCUUGCUGCAUUGAAUUAUGGAACACAGGAGUUUGUUUCGUUGGUUUUAGGAAAUGGAAGGUGAUCUAUAGGGGUCACUUUCAGCACAGCGAAGGUUGCUGGAAAUGAAUUGUCUACUACAACCAAACUAUUGUAAGUAAAAUGGACAAGGCAUCAAUGGGGAUUUUCUUCCACUAUUGAACGAUGAGAGCCUCCAGUGCUCAAGAUGUUAAAACAAGAGGCCUUCACGGGUCCAGAAAGUUGGACCUGUUCCCAAAUGGACCUGGGGCUUUCCCAUCCGGACCCAAUAUGCAUACAUUUAUUUGUUAAAUAUAGAGAACCCGUUCCGAAUGGACACGAGGACAACUAGACCCAUUCCGCGUAGACAUGGUCGGAUCCAGACCACAUCUGAGUGAGGAAAUUCAAAGAAAAGUCAAUUUCAGCUACCGGAGCUGAUAAAGCGCGAGAGACGUAGAGCUCUAGCAGGACGUGUGAGCUAGUGACACGGGGAGCAGGGAAGAGGGAGGGAGAGACGAGAAACGGCAACCGACCAAGCCGACUCGCGCUAUAGUAGAGUAAUAGCAGCCUACCUAGCUAUGUUAUUCUCGUCCUACACAGUUACAAACAACUUCAUUCAGAAUAUUAAGUAGCAGCCUACCUGUUGGCUCUUGGUCUUUGUAGCCCAUCCCUCUCCUUUAACUUCUGUCAUUUUAAAUUAAAUAUUCCAUUGAUAUUUCCUCAUUUUUGCCACACAUGGAGGCUCUAUGACUGUAGCCCAGUGUUUUCCAAACUCAGUCCUGGGGACCCUAUGCGUGCACGUUUAGUUUUUAUGCCCUAGCACUACACAGCUGAUUCAAAUAAUCAAAGUUUAUUGAUGAGUUGAUUAUUUGUGUGCACCGCUUAGGGUCCCCGGGACCGAGUUUGGAAAACCCUGGUCUAGCCUAUUGCUGCUUUGAUGACUUAUGAUUGGCCAACAACAAGCUAGACAUGCCACUCUUGUGAAAAGAGGAGCAGCAUAAAUGAUAUGAUUUCUCUAUCUCUCUGUACUGCAGCAGUCACAUGCAGAUUUGUACGGGUACUUCCGGACAAGUCGGUUUGGUAUUUUAUUAGGAUCCCCAUUUAGCUGUUGCAAAAGCAGCAGUUACUCUUCCUGGGGUCCACACAAAACAUGAAACAUAACAUAAUACAGAAUAUUAAUAGACAAAAACAGAUCAAGGACAGAACUACAUUAAAAAAAUAUAUAAAGGCAUACGUAGCCUACAUAUCAAUGCAUACACACAAACUAUCUAUAGGUCAAAUAGUGGGGAGGCGUUGUGCUGUGAGGUGAUGCUUUAUCUGUUUUAAGAAAGCAGGUUUGCGUGUUUAUUUGGUCGUUAAAAUUACACAUACAAUCAUAAAAGACAAUCAUAUCAGAUCCGACUCAGACCUGUGACAUUAUUUAGAAUUCUGGAUCCGAACCCUCUCGGGUAUUCGGUUACAGGUGGAUCCGUGAAGACCUCUAGUGGAAACCUAAGAAAGGCAGACAUCAGCCAUGAGUGCCCUUAUCAUGAGUCAAAUAUGUCAAUGUGGUCUGGAUUAUUAUGCUGAUUUUAAUAAAUGUUAUCCUCUACAGUUA
Messenger RNA from Salvelinus fontinalis (brook trout), 3166 nucleotides. RefSeq names its product sorting and assembly machinery component 50 homolog A. Lineage: Eukaryota; Metazoa; Chordata; Actinopteri; Salmoniformes; Salmonidae. Gene Ontology annotation, biological process: protein insertion into mitochondrial outer membrane; mitochondrial respiratory chain complex assembly. The coding region runs from base 150 to 1559 and encodes 469 amino acids. The transcript has 15 exons. Gene Ontology annotation, cellular component: SAM complex; outer membrane. The record is from RefSeq and is a predicted model, not a curated record.